AUGGAAAAAAAAAAAAGAAAGAAAAAAAAGGAGCACACCUUCCUCCUUCUUCAUACCUUAAGUUAUUUUGCACUAGAACAACUCCUUGAUCAUGUGGAUGACCAGGCAGAUGGUCCACGUGAAUAUACCUUAAUAAAGGAACGCAAACAACCAAGAUCUGUUCCAAAGGGUAGGAUAAGGGAAGGUCCCCGCUGCCGUGUGGAUCGCCGCACGAUUAUUGAUAUUCAUUUAGAAGUCUUAGACGAAUGUCAAAAGGGGGACACACUAUCGGUUCAGAACGACUUUUUUGAAAUUUUGGUUCAAGAAUUUAUGGGAACCAAGUUUAUGGAAGAAGAGAACGUUCCUAAGGAAGAUGUUCCUAAGGAAAACGUUCCAAAUUCAGAUUCCGGGUUUAGGGAGGAAGGCUUUGUUCCUAAAGGGGAUGUUACAAGUUCAGAUUCCUGGUUUAGGGAGGAAGACUUUCUUCCGAAGGAAUAG
Plasmodium coatneyi is the source of this 477-nucleotide messenger RNA. RefSeq names its product SICA antigen. The record is from RefSeq and is a predicted model, not a curated record. The coding region runs from base 1 to 477 and encodes 158 amino acids. The transcript has 3 exons. Lineage: Eukaryota; Apicomplexa; Aconoidasida; Haemosporida; Plasmodiidae.